Macrosteles quadrilineatus (aster leafhopper) is the source of this 933-nucleotide messenger RNA. Its product is annotated as dephospho-CoA kinase domain-containing protein-like. The coding region runs from base 199 to 903 and encodes 234 amino acids. Gene Ontology annotation, biological process: coenzyme A biosynthetic process. NCBI's taxonomy places the organism in Eukaryota, Metazoa, Arthropoda, Insecta, Hemiptera, Cicadellidae. The record is from RefSeq and is a predicted model, not a curated record. The transcript has 4 exons. Gene Ontology annotation, molecular function: dephospho-CoA kinase activity; ATP binding.
UAGAUUUAACUUUUAAACAUCAACUCACUGAACUCAGAUCAGAACUCAGUAGGUUAUAGCAAUCUUAAUCUUUUUAAUACUUCGCACUUCGCAGCAACAUUCCAUUUUAUUAUAUAACUGCAAAUUGCAAUUCAUUUUGAUUCAAAUCAAAUGAUCUGUGAUUAGUAAUUUAGACUUGGUCAAAUCAAUUUGAAAGUCAUGUUUAUCGUAGGCCUAACUGGUGGUAUAUCCACUGGAAAAUCAACUGUAAGUGAAAUGUUUGAAGAAUAUGGGAUCCCAGUGAUAGAUGCAGAUAAGAUGGCCAGAAAAGUUGUAGAACCAGGAAAAGUAGCAUGGAAAAAAAUAAGACAAGAAUUCGGAGAGGAGGUUUUUCAUCCUUCAGGAGAACUUAACAGGGAAGCUUUAGGAGAUAUAAUUUUUGAUGACCCAAAAAAGAGGAGGAAAUUAAAUGAAAUUACUCAUCCAGAGAUUUACAAAGAAUUGCUUUGGGCUGCCGUCAGAUGUUUUUUCCAAGGUCAUCAGUUCAUUGUCAUGGAUUUGCCUCUUCUAUUUGAAUCUGGUGCAAUGUUGGAUUAUAUCCAUAAAAUUAUAGUUGUUACAUGUGAGGAAGACAUCCAACUGAUGCGGCUGAUAGAGAGAGGUAAUCUGACUGAGACGCGGGCCAAGAAGCGUAUCGCCUCACAGAUGGCGCUGGACCAGAAGUGUGAGCGAGCACAUUACGUGAUAGAGAACUCAGGCAGCGUAGACGACACUCGGGAGCAAGUCACAAGGAUCGUGGCGGCUCUCAAAUGCAGUAGACAUCACUGGAGACUGCGCAUCAUUGCUGGGCUGUUCUGCUCUGGUGUCGUAUCUUUUAUUAUAUGGCUCGGAACUAGAAUGUACCAGAACCGAAUCACACAGUGAUGUAGUGUAUAAAUGUCUACCAGCAACGCA